Molecule: messenger RNA, 13906 nt
Organism: Coregonus sp. 'balchen'
Lineage: Eukaryota; Metazoa; Chordata; Actinopteri; Salmoniformes; Salmonidae
Source: the annotation of a GenBank genome assembly
CUUUUGCAUCGCAGAUAGCCAACUACACACAAUUUUAAUCCUAUCCUUUGGAAUACAUUAAUCAGUCGGGCAUCAUGGUGAUCAUAACGGAGAGCAGCCCGGGGGCCCAGCCCAACCAUACUCAUGGAAGGCCUCUACAGGUCGGCUUCUACGAGAUCAUCCGCACGCUGGGGAAAGGAAACUUCGCUGUGGUCAAACUGGCAAGGCACAAAGUCACCAGAACACAGGUCAGCAUCCCUGCUCUUUUAUUAACAAUGGUUUCAUAUAAUAUUUUAUUCAUUUCAAAAUCACACAGACUGAACUAAAAAUAAAAAAAUUGAUAGAAUCAUAUCAGCCUCUCAUAUUGCAUUUGUCCUAGAUAUAGUAGACCUAGAUACCAGUGUUUUUACAGUUUGCUGUGUUGGUUGGUUGUCCACUGCCAGGUGGCCAUAAAGAUAAUUGACAAGACCAGACUAAACCCGUCCAACCUAGAGAAGAUCUACAGAGAGGUCCAGAUCAUGAAGCUGCUUAACCACCCCCAUAUCAUCAAACUCUACCAGGUGUGUGCUCUCUAUUAUAAUAGGGUGACAUUGUUAUAUUGGAAUUGUGUGUGUGUGUGUGUUCUUUUGGGUGUGUUGACUGACAACAUAUCCUGCAUGGAUACAGGUGAGUGACUGGUCCAUGUGUUUGGCUACGUGUGCACAGAGAGAGACACAGGCUGAGUUGGUGCUGGGGACAAACAACACAGGCAGAAUAAGCAGGAGAGGUAGAGAGCAAGGGAGUAGGGAUGGAGGUGUGGUGCCAAGGAACAGAGGGAUGACGCUUAUCCAGAGGCAGCGCUCCUAGUGGCCGGGGACUUUAAUGUGGGGAAACUUAAAUCCUUUCUACCUCAUUUCUACCAGCAUGUUAAAUGUGCAACCAGAGGAAAAAAAACUCUAGACCACCUGAACUCCACACACAGAGACGCGUACAAAGCUCUCCCUCGCCCUCCAUUUGGCAAAUCUGACCAUAAUUCUAUCCUCCUGAUUCCUGCAUAUAAGCAAAAAAUAAAGCAGGAAGCACCAGUGACUCGGAUAAUAAGGAAGUGGUCAGAUGACGCAGAUGUUAAGCUACAGGACUGUUAUGCUAGCACAGACUGGAAUAUGUUCCCAGGAUUUUUCUGAUGGCAUUGAGGAGUACACCACAUCAGUCACUGGCUUCAUCAAUAAGUGCAUCGAUGACGUCAUCCCCACAGUGAUCGUACGUACAUACCCCAACCAGAAGCCAUGGAUUACAGGCAACAUCUGCACUGAGCUAAAUGGUAGAGCUGCCGCUUUCAAGGAGCGGGACUCUAACUCGGACGCUUAUAAGAAAUCCCGCUAUGCCCUCCGACGAACCAUCAAACAGGCAAAGAGUCAAUACAGGACUAAGAUUGAAUCGUACUACAUCGGCUCCGAUGCUCGUCGGAUGUGGCAGGGCUUGCAAACUAUUACAGACUACAAAGGGAAGCACAGCCGCGAGCUGCCCAGUGACACGAGCGUACCAGACGAGCUACAGUGCCUUGCAAAAGUAUUCAUCCCCCUUGGUGUUUUUCCUAUUUUGUUGCAGUACAACCUGUAAUUUAAAUGGAUUUUUAUUUGGAUUUCAUGUAAUGGACAUACACAAAAUAGUCCAAAUUGGUGAAGUGAAAUGAAACAAAUAACUUGUUUCAAACAAUUCUAAAAACUAAAUUACGCAAAAGUGGUGCCUGCAUAUGUAUUCACCCCCUUUGCUAUGAAGCCCCUAAAUAAGAUCUGGUGCAACCAAUUACCUUCAGAAGUCACAUAAUGAGUUAAAUAAAGUCCACCUGUGUGCAAUCAAAGUGUCACAUGAUCUCAGUAUAUAUACACCUGUUCUGAAAGGCCCCAGAGUCUGCAACACCACUAAGCAAGGGGCACCACCAAGCAAGCGGCACCGUGAAGACCAAGGAGCUCUCCAAACAGGUUAGGGACAAAGUUGUGGAGAAGUACAGAUCAGGGUUGGUUUAAAAAAAAAUAUCUGAAACUUUGAACAUCCCACGGAGCACCAUUAAAUCCAUUAUUAAACAAUGGAAAGAAUAUGGCACCACAACAAACCUGCCAAGAGAGGGCCGCCCACCAAAACUCACAGACCAGGCAAGGAGUGCAUUAAUCAGAGAGGCAACAAAGAGACCAAAGAUAACCCUGAAGGAGCUGCAAAGCUCCACAGCGGAGAUUGGAGUAUCUGUCCAUAGGACCACUUUAAGCCGUACACUCCACAGAGCUGGGCUUUACAUAAGAGUGGCCAGAAAAAAGCCAUUGCUUAAAGAAAAAAAGAAGAUCCUCAAAAAGUUCUACAGCUGCACCAUCGAGAGCAUCCUGACUUGUUGCAUCACCGCCUGGUAUGGCAACUGCUCGGCUUCCGACCGCAAGGCACUACAGGUGGGUAGUGCGUACGGCCCAGUACAUCACUGGGGCCAAGCUUCCUGCCAUCCAGGACCUCUAUACCAGGCGGUGUCAGAGGAAGGCCCUACAAAUUGUCAAAGACUCCAGCCACCCUAGUCAUAAACUGUUCUCUCUGCUACCGCACAGCAAGCGGUACAAAAGGCUUCUUAACAGCUUCUACCCCCAAGCCAUAAAACUCCUGAACAGCUAAUCAUGGCUUCCCGGACUAUUUGCAUUGUCCCCCACACCCCACCUCACCCACCCCAUCCCCUCUUUUUACGCUACUGCUACUCUGUUUAUUAUCUAUGCAUAGUCACUUUAACUCUACCUACAUAUACAUAUUACCUCAAUUACCUCGCCUAACUGGUGCCCCAGCACAUUGACUCUGUACCGGUACCCCCUGUAUAUAGCCUCCCUACUGUUUAUGUAUUAAUUCAAUCCUUUUUUAACUCUCUUUCUCUUUGGUGAGAUGAUGACAGAGGAGCAGAGCAGUAGACAGAGGGAAGGAAAUAGUAUUUUGCUGCUUGGAUGAGUCAGUCUCUAUAGGCUUGUGUGUCAAGCUCAAUUAGCGUCUAUGGAAGUCAAGUGUAAUAUUUCCUAAUGUAAAGGUGGCCCCGCCAAGCACUGCUACUUCUCGGCCGUUAAUGACACUACCACAAAUCCACUUUUUCCCUCAGCAGGCCUGACACUCUGGUGCAGAUGGCCUUACACACACACACACACACACACACACACACACACACACAUACACACACACAAAGUACACACAAAGUACACACAAAGUACACACAAAGUACACACAAAGUACACACAAAGUACACACACAUACACACAAAGUACACACAAAGUACACACACAAAGUACACACACACACAAAGUACACACAAAGUACACACACACACAAAGUACACACAAAGUACACACACACAAGUAUACACAAAGUAUACACACACAAAGUACACACACACACAAAGUAUACACAAAGUAUACACACACAAAGUACACACAAAGUAUACACAAAGUACACACAAAGUACACACACACAAAGUACACACACAAAAAGUACACCCACACCCACACACAGGGCUCAAUGCUACCCCUCUCACAUGCCUUGAGUGAGACAGGAAAGCCUGAUGUGUCAUAUGUCCUCCAGAGGACAAUUCCUCAGUUCCUCUCUAUGUCAGAUGAGCCACUGUGAGCAGAUUAAUACGGAGGGAUAGUCCCCCUAAAGAGACACAGGGCUCUAUCCUCCGAUGCGAAACAGAUGAGCACACUGAGGAGGGAGGGAGGAGGGAGCAGGAGUAUGGGGGGGGAGGGAGGAGGGGGGGGGGUUUCGGGAGGUGAUGGGGGAUGUAGGAUAGGGGAGGAUGUUAUAGAUAGCGUGCGAGAAAGCGAGAGAGAGACGCUUAUACUCUAGACUAUCUCUAGCUCGCAUCUAUCGAGCGAUAUCUCUCUUUCUCUAUCUCUCUCUCGACUCUCUCUUCUCGUUCCUCUCUACUAUCUCUUCAUGGACCAAAACCGUGAGGGCUUGAGCUUGUCAGGUGCUAGCUGUUUGAUGAAGUUUAGAGCAGGUAUCUAUGACCUGAGGGAAACCCUUUUCUCCUUCACACCCCCUCAUCUGCCCACUGAGGGGGAGGUGUAGUGCGGUGAAGGUGAUCUUGUGAUCCAGAGGUCACAUCCUCUCCUUAUCAUCCCCCUCUUCCAAUAACCAAAAACAGAACACUGAAUUACGAGCAGUCUGUACCGUAUGACUAGUCAAGGAGAGGAAGUAGCUAGAAGAGGAGAGGGGGAAAGCCUCAAGAAUAACAUCAAAGCGUUGAACCUUGACCUUUAAAUAAGCUGCAGUUUCCAUCUUAUGUGAACAAAAUGUCCCUUUUUACCCCCCUGCAUCUCUGGAGAUCAUCACAGCCUCUCUCUCUCUCUCUCUCUCUCUCUCUCUCUCUCUCUCUCUCUCUCUCUCUCUCUCUCUCUCUCUCUCAAUUCAAUUACAUUUCAAUUUAAGGGCUUUAUUGGCAUGGGAAACGUAUGUUAACAUUGCCAAAGCAAGUGAAGUAGAUAGCAAACAAAAGUGAAAUAAACAAUACAUAUUAACAGUAAACAUUACACUCAGAAGUUCCAAAAGAAUAAAGACAUUUCAAACGUCAUAUUUUGUCUAUAUACAGUGUUGUAACAAUGUGCAAAUAGUUAAAGUACAAAUGGGAAAAUAAAUCAACAUAAAAAUGUUGUUUGUUCUUCACUGGUUGCCCUUUUCUUGUGGCAACAGGUCACAGAUAUUGCUGCUGUGAUGGCACACUGUGGUAUUUCACCCAAUAGAUAUGGGAGUUUAUCAAAAUUGGAUUGGUUUUCAAAUUCUUUGUGGGUCUGUGUAAUCUGAGGGAAAUAUGUGUCUCUAAUAUGGUCAUACAUUUGGCAGGAGGUUAGGAAGUGCAGCUCAGUUUCCACCUCAUUUUGUUGGCAGUGUGCACAUAGCCUGUCUUCUCUUGAGAGCCAGGUCUGCCUACGGCGGCCUUUCUCAAUAGCAAGGCUAUGCUCACUGAGUCUGUACAUAGUCAAAGCUUUCCUUAAGUUUGGGUCAGUCACAGUGGUCAGGUAUUCUGCCACUGUGUACUCUCUGUUUUAUGGCCAAAUAGCAUUCUAGUUUGCUAUUUUAGUUAAUUAUUUCCAAUGUGUCAAGUAAUUAUCUUUUUGUUUUCUCAUGAUUUGGUUGGGUCUCUCUCUCGCUCUCGUUUUCUGUCUCUCUCUCUCUCUCGUUUUCUGUCUCUCUCUCUCUCUCGUUCACACACUCCCCCACACACCACUCUUCAAGGGCCAGUAUGACGGGCCCUUAACGUGCUAGACUACUUCUCUGGAAGCCUGUAUGACACCAGCAGCACCUCUAGGUGAGAGGGACACAGAGUGGUGCUCAUCUCUCAGAUAAAGACUAUAGAUUACUCCCUGUAUGGGAGCCUCUGUGCCUCCCUAAAUAUUACUGCUGCCCAACACCUCACUGUCUCUCACAGAGUUAGAAAAGUCAAAGAGAAACUGGGUUGGAAAUGAAAUGAGGCUAUAAAAUGUGUGACAUAGCUUUAGGUGUUGGUUUAUUGAGUCCUGGCAGCGAUGUUUAUCAGUCUUUUCUUCAGAUGUGGUAGUGACACAACACUCCCACAAUGUUUGGUCCCCGAGGGCUCUCCUGGCCCUGAGAAGUUUUGGGGAGUUCCAGGAAGGGGAUGGGACAUUGCGUCUUUCCUUCUUUUUAUUUUUGUCUUUGCGGUGGUGAUGGGUUCUCGAUACACAAGCUCGACCUUUGUGUCUGAACUUUUCUUUUUCUUUCCCAGAAUUAAAGAGAUUUGGUUUCUGUUGAAAACUAAUGAAAGACAACACAGUCUUAGUGGGAAUACUGGUUUGAACUGUUUCUGUGUUCAUAUCCUAUAAAUAAAGAGCAUGCAGGAAGUGCCUGUCAGCUCUGUUAUGCAACAGUGCAUAUCAUGGAAAGUCAGCGUGUCGUGUGUGUGUAUGUGUGUGUGAAUGAGAGGAGUUAUGGAACAGGCAGGAGGAAGUGUGGUCAGUGGAAAAAUAAGGUGUCCAGAAAACGUCCCCAGUGCCCAGUCCUGGCUCUGCUAAAACACUUACAGCAGCCUUUACAGUGGAAAGUCCUCUUUCCUCACGUUAUCACUGUAUGUUUAUGUGCAUUUGUGUGUAGCCUACUUCUUGCUAACCUCUCUCCAUUGUCUCUCUUUGUAUUCCUCUUAGGUUAUGGAGACUAAAGAUAUGCUGUAUAUUGUGACAGAAUACGCCAAAAAUGGAGAGAUGUUCGGUGAGGACCAAAUUCAAUAUCCCCAUUGUUGUAAACUGGGUUGGGCUGUUUGAUUUUACGUAAUAAAAGGGGUCAAAUAGAUAUCAAGAUCCUCUCUUACCCAGGAUUUACAGUCCUUAUUUGGUUCUCUGAAUCUUAACUGGCCCCCUCUCUUCUUUUCUCCCUUUCUUCCUCUAGACUACUUGACCUCAAAUGGGCGCAUGAGCGAGGACGAGGCACGGAAGAAGUUCUGGCAAAUCCUGAUGGCGGUGGACUACUGCCACAGACACCACAUCGUUCACCGUGACCUCAAGACUGAGAAUCUGCUGCUGGAUGCCAAUAUGAAUAUCAAACUGGCCGGUGAGUCUGUGAUAACAGAUAGUAGACUACCCUCUGUCCUUGAUGGUUCCCUACUGAUGUUCAGACAGCUACAUUUCUCUACUAAAGAGAAGCCAUGCAUCACUGGGUCUGUGCUAAUGAAGUGCCAACUGCCAAGAAUUAGAGGAUUCUUCAGGGUAAAAUAGUAGGAUCAGAGCAGGGCUGAUCUGAUGCCGCAAAGGCCCAGUGUGACAGUCUGUAGUCAGUAAACACACACACAAACAAACACACACGCACGCACACGCUAGCACACACAUGGGCACCCACACACAAACACACACAAAUAAUCAUGAGUUUCACUAACAAGUCGAUCUCUCUCUCCCUCCCAUUCAGACUUUGGAUUCGGAAACUUCUACAACUCAGGCGAGCCCCUGUCUACGUGGUGUGGCAGCCCUCCCUAUGCAGCACCCGAGGUGUUCGAGGGGAAGGAGUACGAAGGGCCACAGUUGGAUAUCUGGGUAAGGGCUCACAGGGAAACCGCACACAACAUGGCUACCCAUGUUUUGAACGCAGGUGUUUUAUUUAUUUAUUUAUUUUUAUUUAACCUUUAUUUAACCAGGUAAGCCAGUUGAGAACAAGUUCUCAUUUACAACUGCGACCUGGCCAAGAUAAAGUAAAGCAGUGCGAUAAAAACAACAACAACACAGAGUUACAUAUGGAAUAAACAAAACGUACAGUCAAUAACACAAUAGAAAAUCUAUAUACAGUGUGUGCAAAUGUAGUAAGUUAUGGAGGUAAGGCAAUAAAUAGGCCAUAGUGCAAAAUAUUUACAAUUUAGUAUUAACACUGGAGUGAUAGAUGUGCAGAAGAUGAUGUGCAAAUAGAGAUACUGGGGUGCAAAUGAGCAAAAUAAAUAACAAUGUAAAUAACAAUAUGGGGAUGAGGUAGUUGGGUGGGCUAAUUACAGAUGGGCUGUGUACAGGUGCAGUGAUCGGUAAGCUGCUCUGACAACUGAUGCUUAAAGUUAGUGAGGGAGAUAAGUGUCUCCAGCUUCAUAGAUUUUUGCAGUUCGUUCCAGUCAUUUGCAGCAGGGAACUGGAAGGAAUGGCUGCCAAAGGAGGUGUUGGCUUUGGGGAUGACCAGUGAGAUAUACCUGCUGGAACGCAUACUACGGGUGGGUGUUGCUAUGGUGACCAAUGAUCUAAGAGAAGGCGGGGAUUUGCCUAGAAGUGAUUUAUAAAUGACCUGGAGCCAGUGGGUUUGGCGACGAAUAUUUAGUGAGGGCCAGCCAACGAGAGCGUACAGGUCACAAUGGUGGGUAGUAUAUGGGGCUUUGGUGACAAAACAGAUGGCACUGUGAUAGACUACAUCCAAUUUGCCUGAGUAGAGUGUUGGAAGCUAUUUUGUAAAUUACAUCGCCGAAGUCAAGGAUCGGUAGGAUAGUCAGCAUGAGUGAAGGAGGCUUUGUUGCGAAAUAGGAAGCCGAAUCUAGAUUUAACUUUGGAUUGGAGAUACUUAAUUUGAGUCUGGAAGGAGAGUUUACGGUCUAACCAGACACCUAGGUAUUUGUAGUUGUCCACAUAUUCUAAGUCAGACCUGCCGAGAGUAGUGAUUCUAGUCGGGCGUGCGGGUGCAAGCAGCGUUUGAUUGAAGAGCAUGCAUUUAGUUUUACUAGCGUUUAAGAUCAGUUGGAGGCCACGGAAGGAGUGUUGUAUGGCAUUGAAGCUCGUUUGGAGGUUUGUUAACACAGUGUCCAAUGAAGGGCCAGAUGUAUACAAAAUGGUGUCGUCUGCGUAGAGGUGGAUCUGAGAGUCACCAGCAGCAAGAGCGACAUCAUUGAUAUACACAGAGAAUAGAGUCGGCCCGAGAAUUGAACCCUGUGGCACCCCCAUAGAGACUGCCAGAGGUCCAGACAACAGGCCCUCCGAAUUGACACAUUGAACUCUAUCUGAGAAGUAGUUGGUGAACCAGGCGAGGCAGUCAUUUGAGAAACCAAGGCUAUUUAGUCUGCCAAUAAGAAUGCAGUGAUUGACAGAGUCAAAAGCCUUGGCCAGGUCGAUGAAGACGGCUGCACAGUACUGUCUUUUAUCGAUCGCAGUUAUUAUAUCGUUUAGGACCUUGAGCGUGGCUGAGGUGCACCCAUGACCAGCUUGGAAACCAGAUUGCAUAGCGGAGAAGGUACGGUGGGAUUCGAAAUGGUCGGUGAUCUGUUUGUUAACUUGGCUUUCAAAUACUUUCGAAAGGCAGGGCAGGAUGGAAAUAGGUCUGUAAUGUUUGGAUCUAGAGUGUCACCCCCUUUGAAGAGGGGGAUGACUGUGGCAGCUUUCCAAUCUCUGGGGAUCUCAGACGAUACGAAAGAGAGGUUGAACAGGCUAGUAAUAGGGGUUGCGACAAUUUCGGCAGCACAUUUUUAGAAAGAAAGGGUCCAGAUUGUCUAGCCCAGCUGAUUUGUAGGGGUCCAGAUUUUGCAGCUCUUUCAGGAUAUCAGCUAUCUGAAUUUGGGUGAAGGAGAAGCGGGGGGGGGGGGGGGGGGCAUGGGCAAGUUGCAGCGGAGGGUGCAGAGCUGGUGGCCGGGGUAGGGGUAGCCAGGUGGAAAGCAUGGCCAGCCGUAGCAAAAUGCUUAUUGAAAUUCUCGAUUAUCGUCGAUUUAUCGGUGGUGACAGUGUUUCCUAGCCUCAGUGCAGUGGGUAGCUGGGACUUUACAGUGUCCCAAAACUUUUUGGAGUUAGUGCUACAGGGUGCACAUUUCUGUUUGAAAAAGCUAGCCUUUGCUUUCCUAACUGCUUGUGUAUAUUGGUUCCUGACUUCCCUGAAAAGUUGCAUAUCGUGGGGGCUGUUUGAUGCUAAUGCAGUAUGCCACAUUAUGUUUUUGUGCUGGUCAAGGGCAGUCAAGUCUGGGGUGAACCAGGGGCUAUAUCUGUUCUUAGUUCUGAAUUUUUUGAAUGGGGCAUGCUUAUUUAAGAUGGAGAGGAAAGCACUUUUGAAGAACAUCCAGGCAAACUCUACUGACGGAAUGAGGUCAAUAUCCAUCCAGGAUACCCGGGCCAGGUCAAUUAGAAAGGCCUGCUUGCUGAAGUGUUUUAGGGAGCGUUUGACAGUGAUGAGGGGUGGUCGUUUGACCGCGGACCCAUUACGGACACAGGCAAUGAGGCAGUGAUCGCUGAGAUCCUGGUUGAAGACAGCGGAGGUGUAUUUAGAGGGUAAAUUAGUCAUGAUGAUAUCUAUGAGGGUGCCCAUGUUUACGGAUUUAGGGUUGUACCUGGUAGGUUCCUUGAUGAUUUGUGUGAGAUUGAGGGCAUCUAGUUUAGAUUGUAGGACGGCCGGGGUGUUAAGCAUAUCGCAGUUUAGGUCACCAAGCAGUACGAACUCUGAGAAUAGAUAGGGGGCAAGCAAUUCACAUAUGGUGUCCAGGGCACAACUGGGGAUUGAGGGACGUCUGCAGGUUGGGAUUUAUUGUCAUGAAUCUUGCCCUGGAGACAGCUCUGCAGAGUGGUCACAAGCUGGCACAGUCACAAAGUCAUAAGAUCUGAUUUUAAACCUAACAUGCUGACCACACCGCCUGCAUUGCGUUUGCAAGCUUUGCAAAAUAAAUGUACACAUACAUGUUAUUCAAUAAUUUCAAUUGCUCGCGCACAUCAAUGAGCGUCUGCGUAUCUAGGCGCUAAAAUAGAACUUGGUUCUAUUUUUGACGCGCUGCAUGUCCCGUCUCUCCCAUCUCCUCAUUGGUUUUUAGGAGCAUAUACCCACGUGGGUGAUUGAAAGAUGAACUGAGGUCCACACUCCAGUCCAGUUGGUGGGGGUAAUGCACCUUAAAGUUGUAUGCCAACCGCCAUAUAAAGUCCACAAAAGAAGAAGAAGCCUGAAGGAGGAGAGUUUACUAGAAACUAACUAGGUUUCCCCUUUUAUCUGCGGAUUUUGUGUGGCUCAAAAUGGGUCAAAAUUCUACAAAGAUCCAAAAAAAAGGACCUUGUGCAUUUCAGGUACAAUAACAACCCAAUGUUUAUAUCCCAGGACAAAUUAGCUAGCAACAGCAAGCUAGCCAGCUAAAUGUCCAUUAAUGUUUUAUGUGUUUCGACCUGUUUCGACCUGCUUCAGAGUAUGUUUUGAUAUUUCAACCUGCGUGUCCUGAUUGCGUCUGAUGUGGAUGGACAAAAUCAAUAUGUGCGCGAUGGCGGAUGCACGCACGUGCCCUGUCUAGUCAGCAUAUAACCCUAACCUUAACCCUAACCUUAACCACACUGCUAACCCUAAUGCCUAACCCUAAUCAUAAAUAAAUACCAAAAAGCUAUUUUUUGUUUUCCAUGAAUAUUUUACAAUAUAGCAAAUUUUGACUUUGCAGCUGGCCUAUCUAGCAAAAAUCGCUCAGUUCUGCCUACAGGGCAAGAUUCAUGACAAUAAACGUAGCGUUUUGAAACCAAGUUCUACCAUUUUCAUGUCAAACAAAUGAAUACAGAAGUAGAGGGAGAGACCAUUUGUUGAUGUUCUCCUCCUGGUCUAUCUCUCCUCUACAGAGUUUGGGUGUGGUUCUGUACGUUCUCGUGUGCGGAUCCCUUCCGUUCGACGGGCCCAGCCUCCCCGCCCUCAGACAGAGAGUCACAGAGGGGCGCUUCAGAAUCCCCUUCUUCAUGUCUCAAGGUACACAUCACCAUGGCAACAACACAGUGAAACAUUUCAAAGUGUGAUUGGGAUUGAUAGCUUUACUGUUUAUAUUAAAUAAAAGCACACGCUAUAGCAUCAGAGAAUGACCUUGCUUUCCCUUCUACCUCUUUCCCUCCCUCCCUCCAUCCUCCUUCUCUCUCCCUCCCACUCUUUUCCCCCCAGACUGUGAGAACUUGAUCCGUAAGAUGCUGGUGGUGGACCCAGCCAAGAGGAUCAGUGUGGCCCAGAUCAAGCAGCACCGCUGGAUGCUGGCCGACCCCACAGCUCCUAACCAGACCCUCAGCAUGGCACUGCCCCUCACAGACUACAACUCCAACCUGGGGGACUACAGCGAGUCCGUCCUAGGCAUCAUGCAAACCCUGGGCAUCGACCGCCAGAGGACCAUCGAGGUGAGUGGAGGAUUGGUUGAUUUGUUAAUUGGCUGAUUGGUUGAUUGGUGUUAUCAUCAUGGAAGGAGGAUUAGAAGAGGGUAAUGAGUGAGUGGAGCUGCGUUGUUAUAUAGAUUACAGGUUAUAGGUUAUAGGUUAUAUAGUAGUUUAUACAGAGUAUCACUAGUGUCAUAGGAAUACAGUAUUUGAAGUACACUGUAGAAACAGCUAAUGGGGUUGGGUACUGGGUUGAAAGUGGUGGGGCUUUGAGACAGUUAGUCAUGUCUGGUAGUAGAGCAGGUGGUAUGUUAUGCUGCCUCCCAGGCAGGCACCACAGUCAAACCCACCCUGGAUCCCUGUAUGCCUGGUGGGCUUACUACUCGUUUUGUAGGGAGAAUUAGGGGGAUAACUGGCAUCUGCUUUUAAAGGCUGACACUGAGCACUGAGGAGACGAGCUCCAACAGGAGUCUCUCAGUAGAUCAGACUGAGUGAGCACAAAGUGACGGGCGCAGAGCGUGUGUCCGUGUGUGUUUCCUGUCUGACAGAGAAAUAAAGAAAGAAAUAGAGAAUGAGAGAAACAGGGAGAGGAGAGUAAAAAGAUGGCUAAUACAGUCCUUUAUUAUGACACCCUUUUAACCAAAAUGGCUGACUAACAAGUCCUUGUCUUUUGCCCCAGUCUCUGCUGAGCAGCAGCUACAACCACUUCUCUGCCAUCUACUACCUGCUGUUGGAGAGGGACAGGGAACACCGGGCCCUGCAGCUCAGUCGCCAGUGUGGGCCCCGGACCCAGAAACCCAGGAGCACCUCCGACUCCGGUACCCCAGAGGUCAUCAUGGAGGACAGCUUCAGAACUUCAGCCUACCCCAUUCAGUGCAAGACCACACCUCCCAUGCACUCAGAGAUGGAAUAUGACCAAAGUGCAUUGUUCCAGCGUGUGAUGUUCCCGGUGGAAGCCAGUCUGAACCGACAGCUGUGUAACCGCUCCAUCUCCCCAAACAGCCUGCUGGAGACCAGCAUCAGUGAGGAGGUGCGGCCCCGUGACUUGGAGGAGGAGGAGGUCACACACACCUGCUCACCCCUCAUCCUGCCCACCACCACCUCCCGGCGACACACCCUGGCCGAGGUCUCCCCUCACUUCCACGAGUGCAACCCCCCCUGCAUCGUGGUCAGCCUCUCCGACGGUGCAUCGUCUGACAGCUGUCUGAAGUCAUUGUCCACCCCCAACCCUGCCCUGCGCCCCCCUGUGGGGGGCCUGUCAGCCAUGACAGCCUCUGGGACUGGCCCCAGGGCGCUGGUCCCUGCCGGUACCCACCCGGCCCUCUUCUCUCACCUACUCCCCCAGGCCCAGGCUUCCAGCUUCCAGGAGGGCCGCAGAGCCUCUGACACCUCCCUCACACAAGGUAUGGGUGAUGUCAGUUUAUAACCAUUACAUACAGUAUGUAUCAUUCACAUCAUCAUCAUCAUCAUCACUACAAGGAAAUGUAUCAGGCCUAACAGCAUUUAACCGAUCCCCUCUGUGCGCCUCCCCAGGUCUGAAAGCCUUCCGCCAACAGCUGAGGAAGAACACGCGCACUAAGGGUCUUCUGGGUCUGAAUAAGAUCAAUGGUCUGGCAAGGCAGGUCUGUCCUCUGACCUCCGACCACAGUAGCCGUGGCAGCCGGGGAUCAAUAGGCCCCACCAUCAAUGAGCACUGCAGCAUGCUGGAGGAAGUUCUGCACCAGCAAAGGUAAGAUGGGGACACACACACAGACACACACACACACCUGCACAUAAAUAUAAUCACAGCCACAUAGUCACAGUAAGUGCAAUUCUAACCCCUCCUCUCUGUCUCUAUUUACAGAAUGCUCCAGAUACAGCACCAGCCCCAGGCUCCUCAGUCAGCAUCUACCCAGAACCCCCUGUUCUUCCUGUCCCAGCAGCAGCCCCCCUCCCCCACCUCUGUCUUUGCCCCCUCUACCCUGUUUGACACACCCACCCCCUCCCUCCUCCAGGAGGAACCUCAACACCUGUCCCUACACCAGAGCCCCCUGGCUCUCCAGCACGCCUUCUGGCAGCAGCCUCUGGAGUCAUCUUCCUCCUCCUAUGGCUCCUCUUCCUCCUGCUCCUCAUCAUCAUCCUCCUACUGCGCCUCCUCUUCCUCCCUCUCCCCCGUGGCCUCCGCUGCUUACCUCCUCGAGGCUCGCCUGCACAUCAGCCAGCAACCCAGCCUCUAUCCCCAGACCAACCUCCACUACCAACCCCAGGCCCAGAACCAGGCCUUCACCCAGGGCCCCUUCCCCCUCAUGGUCAGGCAGGGGAGGUGGAGCCUGGAUUCAGCCUCCGGGAGAGAGUCUGAGAUGCAGGAGCUGAGCCGGGCUGGACAGCUGAGCAGCUGUGUGAUGGUGAAGUAA